Messenger RNA from Parasteatoda tepidariorum (common house spider), 1094 nucleotides. Its product is annotated as ras-related protein rab7. NCBI's taxonomy places the organism in Eukaryota, Metazoa, Arthropoda, Arachnida, Araneae, Theridiidae. The record is from RefSeq and is a predicted model, not a curated record. Gene Ontology annotation, molecular function: GTPase activity; GTP binding. Gene Ontology annotation, biological process: endosome to lysosome transport; phagosome-lysosome fusion. Gene Ontology annotation, cellular component: phagocytic vesicle; lysosome; late endosome.
CGAGGGAUGUCAAGUUAAAUAAAUAAAUAUAUCACGUGAUAUAGAGGGAGUCAAUCGAUAAUUACUUGUCAACCUUUCUUUUCUUUUGUGAUUUGAUUGACUACGUAUUAAUUAUGCUCUGUUAGUUACUUUACUUUAUAAAAAUAUUUGUUAAAUUUUUAGCAGGAAAUGAGUUUAUGAAUCACGGAGAUCUGAAUUGAAAGAAAAAAAUAUUUUGUCCUCAACUUUGAAGUCUUUGUUCGUAUCAAUAUAAUUUAAUAAAUAUGACUUCAAGAAAGAAGGUACUUUUGAAAGUUAUUAUUCUUGGAGACUCAGGUGUUGGAAAGACAUCUCUUAUGAACCAGUAUGUGAACAAAAAAUUCAGCAAUCAGUAUAAAGCUACGAUUGGAGCAGAUUUUCUUACCAGAGAGUUGGUAGUACAAGAUAGGCUGGUUACUAUGCAAAUCUGGGAUACUGCUGGCCAAGAAAGAUUUCAAUCAUUGGGAGUUGCUUUCUAUCGAGGUGCAGACUGCUGUGUAUUAGUGUAUGAUGUCACCAGCCCAAACUCCUUUAGAUCAUUGGACAGCUGGCUUGAUGAGUUUCUCAUCCAAGCAGGUCCCAGGAAUCCUGAGAAUUUCCCAUUUGUUGUCAUUGGCAACAAAAUAGAUCUUGAAAAUAGAGCUAUAACCACCAAAAGAGGUCAGAGUUGGUGUCAGAGCAAGAAUGACAUCCCAUUCUUUGAGACUAGCGCUAAGGAUUCUAUUAAUGUUGAGCAGGCAUUCCAAGCAGUGGCUAUGAAGGCAUUAGCCCAAGAACAAGAUGCUGAGUUGUUCAAUGAUUUUCCUGACCAAAUCAAGCUCACCAAUAACGAAAAUAAAUCUAAAUCUGAUAACUGUGCAUGCUAAUAUUGUAUAUAAAUGAGGAGGGAGUAUUUAUUUGUAUCUGGAAUAUAAUGUUCUGUUAAUUAUUUUUUCAUCAAUGAAAUGAAGAUAAUUUUAACUUUUAGUGUUCAUCUGUAAAAUUUGCAAUACAGCUUUCAAUCACUGUUGUAUUGUUUUAAUAUUACUUAUGGAAAUUUACACACAAUUAUGCAUUAAAGAUAUUUGUAGCCUUAA